Fulvia fulva is the source of this 267-nucleotide messenger RNA. RefSeq lists its product as uncharacterized. The transcript has 2 exons. Lineage: Eukaryota; Fungi; Ascomycota; Dothideomycetes; Mycosphaerellales; Mycosphaerellaceae. The record is from RefSeq and is a predicted model, not a curated record. The coding region runs from base 1 to 267 and encodes 88 amino acids.
AUGCCUCCAGACAUCGCUGUGGGCAGCAUCAAGCGUGUUCGCCAGGUCAGCGCAGACAACAUCGUGGUGCAGCAAGCACCAAAGCGCGCGAAACGAGACGAGCAGCCUGACGAGCGCCUGUCCCCUGGCGAUCUUGGCCUACCUCGCCAUCCCGCGUACCACCCGAGUGCCGCCCGACUGGAGAAGACUCUCAUCGACUACAUCGAUCGCACUUUGUCGCUGGUGGGCGAGCUCGAAGGCCCUGGGCACACCAAUCGAGAGCUUUAA